Molecule: messenger RNA, 1594 nt
Organism: Limulus polyphemus (Atlantic horseshoe crab)
Lineage: Eukaryota; Metazoa; Arthropoda; Merostomata; Xiphosura; Limulidae
Product: suppressor of tumorigenicity 7 protein-like
Exons: 13
Source: RefSeq, a predicted model, not a curated record
AUGGCGGGUGAGUCUAUGGGUUACAUGUCAACAAUCAAAAGUUGGAUUUCUUGGUCGUGGACUUAUUUGUGGAUUUUGUGGUUUAUCUUGGUUAUUUUUCUCAUCUACGCACUGCGGGGACCGCUAAGAAUAAGCGAAAAUAUUACAAUGGCUUCCAUGUUUCUGAAUACACUUACACCUAAGUUUUAUGUGGCUCUCACUGGAACAUCGUCAUUGAUAUCAGGCCUUAUUCUGAUUUUUGAAUGGUGGUAUUUCCGGAAAUAUGGGACUUCCUUUAUUGAGCAGGUUUCUCUGAACCAUAUCUCACCAUGGCUAGGUGGAGGUGAGCCGAAUGGAGAAAAUGGGAACUCAAAUGGUGGAGGAGGUGGAGGUGGGAAUGGAAACCAACAGGCUACUCCAGAAUGUAAAGUGUGGCGGAAUCCUUUAAGCUUGUUCCGAGGAUCAGAAUAUAAUCGAUUUCAGACAGCAUCAUCAAAAGAACCUUUGACAUACUAUGACAUGAAUUUAUCUGCUCAGGAUCAUCAGACAUUCUUUACCUGUGAAUAUGAUGCAGGAAAACCAGAGUAUGAAAGUAAUUGUGCAACAGCUUACAUACUUCUGGCAGAAGAGGAGGCCACUACCAUUAUUGAGGCAGAAAAGUUGUUUAAGCAAGCAUUAAAAGUUGCAGAAACUCAGUACAGAAAAAGUCAGCAACUACAACAUCAAACAGCCCAAUAUGAUGCUCUGCGGAGACGAGAUACGAAUGUGCUGGUGUAUAUUAGAAGAAGAUUGGCGAUGUGUGCAAGAAAACUCGGGAAGCUCAGAGAAGCUGUCAAAAUGAUGAGAGAUGUAAGAUUUUCUAGAAAAAUGCAUUCUUCAAACUCUCAUGUUCCUCUAUACUGUUUUGUUGCUACGAUGUUAGGAACUGUUAAAGAAGCAAUUGUCUGUGAUUGGUCUAGGUUAGGAGCUAUUAAAGAAGCAGCUACCUAUGGAGCUAUUAAAGAAGCAGCUGUCUGUGAUUGGUCUAGAUUAGGAGCUAUUAAAGAAGCAGAUUCUUGUGAGUGGUCUAGAUUAGGAGCUAUUAAAGAAGCAGAUUCUUGUGAUUGGUUUAGAUUAGGAGCUAUUAAAGGAGCAGAUUCUUGUGAUUGGUCUAGAUUAGAGCUAUUAAAGAAGCAGAUUCUUGUGAUUGGUCUAGAUAUCAGUUUACCCAAGUCAGCAACCAUAUGUUAUACAGCUGCACUGCUCAAGGCUCGAGGGGUUAGUGAUAAGUUUUCUCCAGACAUAGCAUCAAAAAGAGGGCUUAGCACAGCGGAAAUGAACGCCGUGGAGGCCAUUCAUCGAGCAGUCGAGUUUAACCCCCACGUUCCUAAGUAUCUUCUAGAGACAAAGAGUUUGAUACUCCCUCCUGAACACAUUCUCAAGAGAGGAGACAGUGAAGCAAUAGCCUAUGCAUUUUUUCAUCUCCCACAUUGGAAGAAGAUAGAGGGUGCUCUUAACCUCCUCCACUGUACAUGGGAGGGAACAUUUAGAAUGAUACCAUACCCCCUUGAAAAGGGCUAUCUUUUCUACCCCUAUCCAACUUGUACAGAGACCAUAGACAGAGAACUCCUUCCAG